ACGUACUCCCGGUAAACGCCAAUGUUGUGUGCGCAUUUGUUUUUUCGCCGACUGGAAACACGUUUAUGCUAUAAGUUUGUGCUUGCCACGCCGGUCUCUUUGAUUUAAACUUGAAGGUGUGGAGCCUGUCAUCUGGUAAAAAUGUCCGAGCAGUUGUUGCAGUGGUGUGUGGAACAGUUACAUCACAAGUUUGGAUUGGAGGCGUGUGAAGAAAUCGUCCAAUACAUUCUAUCAAUCGAGAAAGCUGAAGAGAUUGAGGAAUAUGUGGGAGACCUCCUGCAGGGCACAGAUGGGAAAAAGGGCCAGUUCAUUAAUGAGCUCCUCAGCAGAUGGAAGAAGACUCAAAGACAGGCAGCAGAUACCACAGGUCUUUUCAUUCUCAAAGAAUCUGUUUCAUCACCAGAUGCACAAGAUAUGACCCGAGAUACCCAGAAGAAAUCUAAACGCAAAGGACGCAACAAACAGGAGGUGAUGACCGUGAGCCAAGCAGAACCUGUGCCAGAAGCUGUAAAAACCCCCAUUGAUCUGAUGAGGGCCCAGGAAAAUGGUAAUACAUCAUCAUCAAAGAAGAAAACAAAGUUUGUCAGUCUCUACGCUAAAGAGGGUCAGGACAGGCUGGCUGUGUUACUCCCAGGUUGGCAUGCUUGUGAAUGCCUUGCCCAAAAGCACAAGCUUAUUAACAACUGCAUCACCUGUGGCCGUAUUGUGUGCGAGCAAGAGGGCUCAGGACCCUGUUUCUUCUGUGGCAGCCUGGUCUGCACAAAAGAAGAACAGGAGAUCCUCCAACGAGACUCCAACAAAAGCCAGAAACUAAGAAAGAAGCUCAUGGGCGACUUCGGAGAAAGAGAAUAUUUCUCACACCAAGAGGCCACGAUGAAGGCUGGGCUGGAGAAAGCAAUUCAGCACAAAGACAAACUGCUGGAAUAUGACAGGAAUAGUAUCAGAAGAACACAGGUUCUGGAUGACGAGUCUGAUUACUUUGCCACUGAAUCCAAUCAGUGGUUGUCACCCAAUGAGCGAGAGAAACUGAAGAAAAAGGAAGAGGAGCUGAGAGAGCUUCGCCAUGCCUCUCGCAAAGACAGGAAGAUCACACUUGACUUUGCUGGUAGACAAGUAAUUGAAGAGGGAAACAACCUGAAUGAGUAUUACAACAAGUUGGAUGAGACCCUCAAGGCAAUGAGCAAUGAAUCAGUGUCUAAAUCACCAAUGUAUUCUGAAAGAAAGGGUGGACGGCAGGGCCUCAGAGAUCUGGUGAAUCCCAACAUAAUGCAAUCUGCACCAGAGUGGGUUGAUGUUGGAGAGAGUGAAAGCCACAAGAAACCAAUGGAGAAGGGAAAGAGUGCAAUGGAGGACAAGGGAAGAGAAGAACGACACCGGUUGAGGCUCCAAGACAAAGAGCUGCAGGAGAUGUCCGAUGGCGGCUGGUGCCUCAGCAUGCACCAACCGUGGGCCUCGCUACUGGUAAAGGGCAUCAAGAGGGUAGAAGGACGAACGUGGUAUACAUCACAUCGUGGGCGACUUUGGAUUGCAGCUGCAGCAAAGAAGCCCACCCCUCAAGAAAUUGCAGAGGUGGAAGCCAUGUACCGCCACAUUUAUAAAAAAGAGCCCAUGUUUCCUAAAGACUAUCCCACUGGCUGCUUAUUGGGCUGCGUUAAUGUGACUGACUGUCUAUCUCAGCAGCAAUUCAGAGAACAGUUCCCUGAUACCUGUGAGGAGUCUGCUUCUCCAUUCGUCUUCAUCUGCAAAAACCCCCAGGAGCUGCUCGUGAAAUUCCCCAUGAAAGGGAAGCACAAGAUCUUCCUGGAUUGGCCUCCCCGGAGCACUGCUGAAGCAGUAUCGGAUCUUCUUGACAGAGAGCAGAACAAAAGGCAGCCAUACAAAGAGGAGCUUUUAAUGUCCUACAAGAAGCCUGGAGAACUAUUCCUGAAGACUACUUAAAAUUAAAUACUCAAAUAUUGACUUUUAAGUUUGCUGGAAUUGUAUAAACUUUGUUUUUGUUUUAUAUACUGCACAUGUUUCAAUCAAUGAUUACACCUUUUCCCAUUGUUUUGGCAAAAUAUAUGGGGUGAGGGAAGGUUCCAGACUUUUGCAUAGUAUUGUAUGAUGGAAAUAAUUUAUUUGCACAUAAGCUACAUAUGUAAAUGAAUCUCUGUAACCACAUGCAGUGUUUUGGACAGUACAGAACCAAAAUGCAAUUGUUCUUUAUUAGGGAUGUAAAUACAAAGUCCUUUAACAGCUUUUAAAGAGCUCUUCAUUCAGUUUCCACUGAACAUAUAGUAACUUGUGAACAUAUGACUCCACUGAGUACUUUGUGAACAAAGCUUAUCUUCUGCUACACAGAUUAGUCACACUGAUGGCUCUCCAGCAGAUACAAUAGAGCUCUCUUUUGUUGAGGUUUCUCACGACAAGAAAGGAAGUCAAGGGUAUAAUUGCCAAGAUGAGAAAUUCAGCUUCGACACCAGGUCAUGAUGGAAUCUCAAGUAGUGUAAUUCACUGACAUAUAUAAUCUGAAAAUCACUGGAAACUGGAGUCUUUUUUCCCCCCCGAGGACCUCAAGGUUGACAGUGAAGUUCUUUAAGCCUGAAGUGUCACCAACAUUUUCUUCUAUCUUUUUUAAAAGCCCUCUAAAUAGUUGGAAAGCAUAAUAUCAGAGCAUUACUUUUAUGCUGACAUUAUACAAUAAAGCAA
Messenger RNA from Oreochromis niloticus (Nile tilapia), 2688 nucleotides. RefSeq names its product thyroid hormone receptor interactor 4 (gene trip4). The transcript has 13 exons. Gene Ontology annotation, molecular function: zinc ion binding. NCBI's taxonomy places the organism in Eukaryota, Metazoa, Chordata, Actinopteri, Cichliformes, Cichlidae. Gene Ontology annotation, cellular component: RQC-trigger complex; nucleus. The record is from RefSeq and is a predicted model, not a curated record. The coding region runs from base 142 to 1938 and encodes 598 amino acids. Gene Ontology annotation, biological process: rescue of stalled cytosolic ribosome.